AUGAGCGAUGCGACUGCCUUGAAGCGCAAGCGGGCUCGACUGGCUUGUGAACCUUGUCGGGAGCGAAAAAGGAAAUGUAAUGGUGAAUCCCCCUGCUCAACGUGCACCAGUUGGGGCUAUGAGUGUCACUAUCAGGCUCCGCGACGCGUGAGAAGCAAACCCGCCGACCGGGGAACCAGCAUCCGCGACCAGAAUGAACCCAUCCUCGAAUCGAGUCCCCGAGAGGUGGGCCGCUUCACUGAGACCCUUGAGGUCAAUUCGGGAGCGGCUUUUGUCAGAAAGAUCGGCCUCAAAGUUGACCCAGCCAACGCGCCCAAAUUGAACCUCUUUGGCUGGAAUGUGGGCAGACGCAAGUCCCCCGCCGGACUCGCCCCCGUCGCAGCCUUUCCCAUUGUCGAGAUCCUCUCGUUGAUGCAGAUGAGGACUCUGGCGAAUGUCUAUUUCUCCAAAGUGGAUCCCUGCUAUGGUUUUAUCGAUUCCAGCGAUUUCUUCCGCCGCAUGGACAGCCGCUGGCAGCCCAACGCCGUGGAGAGUACGUAUGACGGCGUCUUAGCUGGGGUUGCCGCUCUCGGAUGUCUUUUCUCAGGGACCAACAUUAACAUCACCGAGUCUCACUUGGUCGAACUGGUGCGCUCGAUCUCCGAGACUCAUAUCGGAAGUGUCCGUCCCUCACUGCACUUGGUGACUGUAUGGACCCUGCGCGUGAUUUAUCUGCGCACGACUGCCCCUCCGUAUCCCUGCUGGGUGGCAAGCUCCACCUUGAUGCACUUGAUUGAAGCUUCCAAGCUCCAUCAGCUAUCAACAGAUGACGAUAAUGAUGUCGAUAUUCGACGGAGACUCAUUGGUGUCGCUCAACAUCUGAACCUCUGGAUCUCCUACGAUCUGGGUCUUUCCCGAGUUCCCCUGUGCAGUGAUACGCUCGGACUGCCUUCGUCGCGACCCGGCGAUUUCACCACAGAGCUCCUCGGUCUCCUACCUGUAACCGCCAGUCUGGGUCCGGAGAACCAACGUCCAGACCAGGAAAUCGAAGAGCUACUACAUCAGACGUUGAACCGCAGUCACACCAAACCACCCUCUCUUCUUUGCCAAUGCAAUUUGGUUCUAUGUCUGCUCCGACGUCUCCGGUUAACAAACCUCACUGCAUCGCCAACCACAAUGACCAAAGUCCUUGACCUACUCAAACGCAGUCUAUGUGCAUCACGCGAAAUGGUUGCCGACUGCUCUCCAUGGCACCAUGUACCUAAUGUGCCGUUCCAGAUGAUCAGUAUCAUCCUCGAGAUGGACACCAGCCCAGCACUCGAGCUACUGCCUGAAGCUAUGCAAACGUUGAGGGUGGUGGCCUCUACCUACGAUACGGAAACCAUGAGGGAAGCGUAUAACACAGCGUGUUUACUCAUUCUUCUGUACGAACGGCGUAGACGUGCGGACACUAGGUUGUUGAGUACAGUACUCCAUGAGUAUCAGCAGUCACCAGCCACAGAGUCGUCGCUCCAGCAAAUGGCAACUUCUGACGAAGUAUCCUGGCUGGAGGGGCUAGUGGCUGAUGUGCCAACCUUGCAGGGCCUUGACUUUAGUCAAUUUUUGCAGCCGGACAUGCUUCGAAUGUCUCCGGAUGCUUCUGCUUGGGGAAAUAAGUCUAGUUGA
Messenger RNA from Aspergillus luchuensis, 1644 nucleotides. RefSeq lists its product as uncharacterized. Gene Ontology annotation, molecular function: zinc ion binding; DNA binding; DNA-binding transcription factor activity, RNA polymerase II-specific. The record is from RefSeq and is a predicted model, not a curated record. The coding region runs from base 1 to 1644 and encodes 547 amino acids. The transcript has a single exon. Gene Ontology annotation, biological process: response to xenobiotic stimulus; regulation of DNA-templated transcription; DNA-templated transcription. Lineage: Eukaryota; Fungi; Ascomycota; Eurotiomycetes; Eurotiales; Aspergillaceae.